Molecule: messenger RNA, 1098 nt
Organism: Haemonchus placei
Lineage: Eukaryota; Metazoa; Nematoda; Chromadorea; Rhabditida; Trichostrongylidae
Source: the annotation of a GenBank genome assembly
AUGAUCAUCAGUUCCUGCAAUGUGAGAAGAGAACCGUGCGAAUUUAUGUCGUUUCAGAUCGGCAUCCUUGGUUUGCCAAACGUUGGAAAGAGUACAUUCUUCAAUGUCCUUACCAAGUCUCAAGCGCAAGCCGAGAACUUCCCAUUUUGCACCAUUGAUCCGAAUGAAAGUAGAGUUCCGGUUAGCGAUCCGCGCUUUGAUUGGUUAGUAGAACAUUACAAACCUGUCAGUAAAGUGCCAGCCUACCUCAACGUCACAGAUAUUGCUGGUUUGGUAAAGGGGGCAGCUGAAGGACAGGGAUUAGGCAAUGCUUUUCUUUCCCAUGUAUCUGCAUGCGAGGCCCUCUUCCAUCUCUUGAGGGCUUUCGAGGACGAAGACGUCACUCAUGUUGAAGGUGAGGUCGAUCCUUGUCGCGACUUGGACAUCAUCAGCGACGAGUUGUUUGCCAAAGAUUUACAGCUGUUGUCUGGAAUUCUUGAUAAGGUUGAGAAGUUGGUUACAAGGGCCGGAGACAAAUCUCUGAAGGUGGACUACGAUACCCUGCUGCGGGUGAAGAAAAAUUUGGAGGAGAAAAAGCCGAUACGAUUGGACUCAUGGAAUGAGAAAGAGAUUGAGGUAUUGAACAAGCAUUUAUUCUUAACUGCGAAGCCAAUCGUCUAUCUGGUCAAUCUCUCGGAAAAGGACUACAUACGCAAGAAGAACAAGUGGCUGCCCAAGAUCAAAGAGUGGAUCGACAAAAAUGAUCCAGGUGCAUCACUAAUUCCAUUUUCGGGAGCGUUUGAAUCGAAAUUACUCGAUAUGCCGGAGGAUGAACGUGAAAAAUUCCUAAAAGAGCACCAGACAAGUUCAAAUUUAGAUAAAAUAGUUCAUAUUGGCUAUAAAGCUCUACAGUUGGAAUACUUCUUUACUUCUGGAAAGGAUGAAGUGAAAGCUUGGACUAUCCAGAAAGGAACUCUGGCGCCAAAAGCAGCUGGGCGCAUCCACACAGAUUUCGAGAAAGGUUUCAUCAUGGCUGAAGUUAUGAAAGUUGCUGAUCUAAUGGAGCUUGGCGAUGAAAACAAAGUGAGCGAUCAACGUUGUUUUGGUCAUACAAAUUAA